AUGUGGCCCCAACCCUACCUCCCUCCCCACCCCAUGAUGUUAGAAGAAACUUGACAGAAAAAAUUGGCAGCAGCCAAGAAAAAGCUAAAAGAAUAUCAGCAGAGGAACAGCCCUGCUGUUCCAGCAGGAGCGAAGACAAAAAAGAAAAAAACUGGCAGUAGCCCUGAGACAACCACUUCUAGUGGUUGCCACUCACCUGGGGAUAGCCAGUACCAAGAACUAGCAGUAGCCCUGCAGUCAAGCUCCAUGACAAUCAAUCAACUCAAUGAAAACAUAGAAUCAUUGAAACAGCAGAAGAAAGAAGUGGAACAUCAGCUGGAAGAAGCAAAGAAAGCAAACAAUGAAAUACACAAAGCACAAACGGAGCAGUUAGAGGCAAUCAACAUCCUCACAUUGGAAAAGGAAGACUUGAAGACCGCCCCUUACCAUACUAAACGUGCUGCCCGACACUUCGAAGAAGAGUCCAAGGAUCUGGCUGGCCGCCUGCAAUACUCCUUACAGCGUAUUCAAGAAUUAGAGCGGGCUCUCUGUGCUGUGUCUACACAGCAGCAGGAAGAGGACAGGUCCUCGAGCUGCAGUGAAGCGAUCCUCCAGCGGCGGUUACAGCAGACCAUAAAGGAGCGGGCGCUGCUGAAUGCCCAUGUAACACAGAUGACAGAGUCACUUAAACAAGUCCAUCUACAAAGAGAGGAGUAUGCUCAUUGUAUAAAAGCAGAGAGGGCCCGGUGGCAGGAGAGGAUGAGGAAAAUGUCAGUGGAGACUCUCCUAUUGAAGGAGGAGAAGAAGCGUGACAUACAUCGGAUACAGGAGCUGGAGAGGAGCUUGUCGGAAUUCCAAAACCGGAUGGCUGAGCCCCCAUCCCUGGCGCCCCCAGCAGUGACCUCUGUGGUGGAGCAGCUACAGGAUGAGGCCAAACACCUGAGGAAGGAGGUGGAGGGUCUGGAGGGAAAGCUCCAAUCCCAGGUGGAAAACAAUCAGGCCUUGAGUCUCCUGAGCAAGGAACAAAAGCAGAGGCUCCAGGAGCAGGAGCAGAGGCUCCGAGAGCAGGAGGAGCAGAGGGCGCGGGAGCAGGAGAGACUGUGUCAACAAAAGGAAAUGCUACGGGAGCAGGGCGAGAGGCUGCGAAAGCAGGAGCAGAGGCUGCGAAAGGAGGAGGAGAGGCUGCGAAAGGAGGAGGGGAGGCUGCGAAAGGAGGAGGGGAGGCUGUGAAAGGAGGAGGAGAGACUCGCGCUCUCCCAGAACCGCAAGCUCGACAAGCAGCUGGCCGAGCCACAGCGCGGCUUCGAGGAUCUGAACAACAAGAACAAGAGCGCAGUGCAUUCGGAGCAGGGAGUAAAGGAACUGCAGGAGAAGCUAGACAAGGAGCACCUAGAAGCUGCCAGCCAGUGGAACCAACAGCUGGAGACCCAGUUGAGCCUCAAGGCUCUCCCUGGAGAAGGAGAGUCCUUCACCGUAUAUGAAAGCCAGGGGGCAGUGCCAAACACGCGGCACCAGGAGAUGGAGGAUGUCAUCAGGCUGGCCCGGAACAAGGAGGAGAUCAAGGUGAAGCUGCUGGAGCUGCAAGAGCUGGUGUUGCCCCUUGUGGGCAACCACAAAGGUCAUGGCAAAUUCCUCACCGCUGCCCAGAACCCUGCUGAUGAGCCCGCUCCAGGGGCCCCAGCCCCCGAGGAACUUGGGGCUGCCGGUGAGCAGGAUGAUUUUUAUGAGGUGAGCCUGGACAACAGCAUGGAGGCUGCACCAGGAGCGGCCAGGGAGGGUUCUCCCUAUGACAACCCCACUGCACAGCAGAUCGUGCAGCUGCUUCCUGUAAUGCAGGGUACCCAGGAGCACCCAGGCUUGCCUAGCAAACCCUGCAUGCCAUUCUUUUACCGGGCAGCCAAGAACAGGGAGAUAAAUAUCAUCAACAUCUAAGAGCUGGUCAAGAAAUUUAAAACAACAACAAAAAGUGAUGGGGUUAAUCUCCUACACAAUUCUUUUACUCCAUUUGAAUGUUAGAGCCACUCACAUUUAUUUGUGUUUCUAAUUUACCAUUUACAUUUAUUUGUAAAAAGUUAAGGGAGAGUUGGUCUUUCCCUGAUGUUCACUCUGGCAUCCUUUAGCAUUUUUGUUUUUAAUUUGAUAAUUGUAGGUCAUUAGCACGCAUAUCGAGUUUGCCUUUAGGUGGUGAGAAUUCAAACACAUGAAGACCCACUAUUUGCACAAAACUAUUCUUACUGGUUUGGAACAGGCUGCCAUGCUUUUUUAAUGUUAUUGCAGCAUGUAUGUUCAUUACAGAAUUCAGAUAAAAUUUGCUUAUAUUCUGCUAUUAUGUUUGAUUGAAUCCUAACCACAGUGAGCUCUUCAUUAGCUGAAUAUGUGGUUUGCCCUCAAGUGUGCGUCGUUUAUUACUUUGUAAUAUGCCACUGUGAGUACUGACCUUUAGAGUUGUUUAAAGGCUGAGAACUGGAAACAGCCUUUCUCCUAUUUUCUGUGUAUUGGGGAUGGGAAUAAUAACAUUUUGGGGAGCUUUUUAAGUCUCACGGAACAGGAAAGUGGCCUGCUCUGGCAGGUGUGUGCAGGAUAGAGUGUUUCAUUUGUUCUGGUGCCAAGAAUGAGUGCUGUACUAUGGUAGUUCCCUUAGGAUUUGUAUGUGCUCUGGGCUCUUGAAGAUAUUGCAUCAUGAGCUGCAGCAGUUGUACCCUUUCUUGAUGACCUAAAAAGGGAUUAUUUCUGAGGAAUGAAAGGCUCCCAUCAUUGACUAUGGAUGUGGAAAACCUUUUCUAGCUUAGAGCAUUUAUAUCUACAAUACAUUUUAAAGUCAGAGUUCAUGUUACCUGUUUUAGUCACAUGAAUAGAUGUCCCAGUCCACAAAAGGGCACUGGUUGGCAUUCUUCUUAAUGUAUUUAGUAAAGAUUGUAAGAAAUCCUUUAAGAGCUUAAAUGUCCCUGGAAGAGGCAUACAGGCUCUAGUCAAGAAUGAAUUCGAGUGAAGGAAAGCUGUGUGACACUUGGCUUUCCUCUAUGUUCAUGGAGCUUCUCUGAGGCUAGAAGAUUGGUUUUUACCAUCUAGACCUCUCUGGCUAAUUCCUAUUCGUCAGCCACAUUGGUUACUCUGACAUAGGAAUUUACUUCUUUUCUUUGAAUGGAAAACACUUUAAAAAUAAUAACAACCAUUAUUAUAAACCAAUAUAUGUGAGAGUACUUAGUUGAAACAAAAAGGAGUUUUAGUAGACAGUAUUACAUUACAUGUGAAAAUCAAGGCAAAGUUUAUGCAACUUAAAAUGUUUACAAGCCGCAAUGCAAUCUACUGUUUGUGAAUGUCAAAGUAUUAUGAGGAAAAGUGUCUAUACAAUCACAGAGUUAUGUUUCCUCACAAAGUUCUUCACAAAGAGUGAAAUAUGUUUUUAUACCUCUUGAUUUCAGUUAGAGGCAUAUUUUGUGCCAUAUUUAUGUUAAUGUGCCUAUACAUGAUGAAUGAAUUAUUUCAGUCAUACGUUGCCUAAAUCAUAACUUUAAGAUGCUUGGGAAAGAAUCAACAGCUAAAACCUCAUGAAGUUCUAAUGUCUGUGUUCCAAUAUACGUCACAUUAUUAGGAUGCAGGGAGAGAUGUAUGUGCGCUCCCUGGGGUGGGCAUUUCUAGUUACUAGACCAUCUCCAUUUUUAGCAUUUGGCAUCCUCGUGAUGCUUUUAUAAAUAUGACAUUAAUAGGAGAGCAAUAAUACAAUUUUACAGAUGGAAUAACAGAUGUGCCUGCAUUCACUGAAAGAGUGCAAAUAUUAAGUCCUUGUGACUUCAACUGACUCUUCCAAAUUGUAUGAAUUUAUCAAUGUAUUAGAUAAACUCAGCUUCAGAAUUAUAAAGAAAAAACGUUAGACCAACUAAUGUGGCUAAUUAACAGUAGUGCGAUUUCUAGC
This is a messenger RNA of Symphalangus syndactylus (siamang), 3892 nucleotides long. Its product is annotated as golgin subfamily A member 6A-like. Gene Ontology annotation, cellular component: cis-Golgi network; Golgi cis cisterna; Golgi cisterna membrane. Gene Ontology annotation, biological process: Golgi organization. NCBI's taxonomy places the organism in Eukaryota, Metazoa, Chordata, Mammalia, Primates, Hylobatidae. The record is from RefSeq and is a predicted model, not a curated record. Gene Ontology annotation, molecular function: protein binding.